Myripristis murdjan (pinecone soldierfish) is the source of this 3300-nucleotide messenger RNA. It is a transcript of the gene ubqln4, whose product is annotated as ubiquilin 4. Gene Ontology annotation, cellular component: cytosol. Gene Ontology annotation, biological process: ubiquitin-dependent protein catabolic process. Bases 40 to 1782 code for a protein of 580 amino acids. Lineage: Eukaryota; Metazoa; Chordata; Actinopteri; Holocentriformes; Holocentridae. The transcript is spliced from 11 exons. The record is from RefSeq and is a predicted model, not a curated record. Gene Ontology annotation, molecular function: polyubiquitin modification-dependent protein binding.
GACGAGGGACACCUGAAGGCGGCACAAGGAGUAGUAAAGAUGGCGGAGAACAGCGGCACAGACCCCAGUGUGGAUGCCAACGUAGAUAAAAAUGCUGCUCAAGACGGGACCAUGAUUGUGGUCACUGUCAAAACCCCGAAAGAUAAAGAGGAAAUUGUGAUUUCGGAGGAUUCUUCAGUCGCUCAGUUUAAACAAGAGAUAUCCAAGAGGUUCAAAGCCACGCAGGAGCAGCUGGUGUUGAUUUUCGCUGGAAAGAUCCUGAAGGAUGGGGAUACUUUAAACCAGCAUGGCAUCAAAGACGGACUCACUGUUCAUCUCGUCAUCAAGACCGCUCACAAAUCCACGGCUGGUAGUGCAUCUCCGACGACGAGCUCCGGUGCUGCCACGCCACAAGCCAGCAGCAGUAGCCGCACCAGCCCCGCUGCAGCUUCCAGCACAGGGGGUGGCGCAGGCGUGACACCAGCACAGCCAGCUAAUAUACUGAGUGGGCUCGGCGACCUCUCCGCUCUGUCAGGCCUGGGUAUGGGGUCGUCCAACUUCAUGGAGCUGCAGCAGCAGAUGCAGAGACAGUUGAUGUCCAACCCAGAGAUGCUGUCUCAAAUCAUGGAGAACCCGCUUGUGCAGAACAUGAUGUCCAACCCGGACCUGAUGAGGCAGAUGUUUGUGGGCAAUCCUCAGAUGCAGCAGCUCAUGGAGCGCAACCCUGAGAUCUCCCACAUGCUGAAUAACCCUGAGCUCAUGAGACAGACUAUGGAGUUGGCAAGGAACCCAGCAAUGAUGCAAGAGAUGAUGCGUAACCAGGACCGGGCGCUUAGCAACCUUGAGAGCAUCCCUGGGGGUUAUAAUGCUCUACGGAGAAUGUACACAGACAUCCAGGAGCCUAUGUUCAGUGCUGCUAGGGAACAGUUUGGAAACAACCCGUUCUCCGCCUUGGGGAGUAACGCAGACAGCUCUGGAGCACAGCCGUCCAGAACAGAGAAUAGAGAGCCGCUACCAAACCCAUGGGGACCCCCAGCAACAUCAGCAUCAGAGAAUCGAGCAACAGGCACCUCUACGUCAUCCACCUCCACAGGAGGCACUGCCCCCAACCUCUCAAACCCCCUGGGUAUCAAUGCCAUGGGCCUUGGCAAUGGUGUCUUCAGUAGCCCUGGUAUGCAGAGCCUGAUGCAGCAGCUCACAGAAAAUCCACAGCUGAUGCAGAAUAUAAUGUCAGCGCCAUACAUGCGCAGCGCAGUGCAAUCAAUGGCACAAAACCCAGACCUGGCGUCACAGGCCUUGCUGAACAACCCACUAUUUGCUGGUAACCCCCAGUUACAGGAGCAAAUGAGAAGUCAACUUCCUUUUUUUCUCCAGCAGAUGCAGAAUCCUGAAGCCCAGUCUGUGCUGACCAACCCUAGAGCCAUGCAGGCCCUCAUGCAGAUCCAGCAAGGCCUGCAGACCUUACAGGCGGAGGCCCCAGGCCUCAUGCCCAGCAUGAUUCCCACAGGUCUGCCUGUAGUUCCUCCCACCACAGGGGGCAGUGUGCCUCAAGAGAACCCUCCUGCCUCAGCACCAGGGUCCACUCCCUCUCAGCAACAGCAGCAGUUCAUGCAGCAGAUGUUACAGAUGUUUGUGGGUGGAGAGCCACCAUCUCAGACCCCUGAGGUUCGGUUCCAUCAGCAGCUAGACCAGCUCAACGCCAUGGGCUUCAUCAACCGUGAGGCCAAUUUGCAGGCACUCAUCGCUACAGGAGGAGACAUCAACGCUGCCAUUGAGAGACUGCUGGGCUCUCAGCCCUCCUAACUCAACUCAGCCCCCCUCAGCUCACUGUGGGGGUGUUGGGGGUGGAAAAAAAUGACAAAGAGAAGGGGAAGCGGGAUUCUGGGGGUGAAGUUUGAAGACUGGUAGGGUUGAGGGCUGGGAUGGGAGAUCAGAAAAAUAAACGAACACUGUCCUUGAUCACAUGCAAGUCAGCAACCCUCAAACGGACUCAGUGGAAUUCCAGUCACUUCUAAUCUCUUCAGCAGAUCUGUGAACGAUAGGAAAAUAUAGACAGGCAGGUUGGGAGGUCUUAGUGGGAGAGGGCGAGGGAUAGUGUUGCCGGUUUCAGUCCCUAACAGAAAUGGUCCUGUGCUAAUGCUGUGCAAUGACAAUAUCGCUGUGAAACGCCGCCGCAACUAACGCCGCCACCAUCGCCGUGUUACUCCCGCCAGCGAAGCCUGAGAUGAUUUCUGACAUGACGAGUGCUCAUUCAUUGGACAUCUGCAUGAGGGUACCAAGGAAUUAACACAUAAUUUUUAACAUUGUAUUUAGGUGGUGACUUAGAGUUUUCAAAAGUGCGAUUUGAACUGGAGUGAUGUUGCUGUUGUUUGGAAGACUCACUCUGCUCUCUGUCUGGAGAACGUGCUUGUUUUUUCAUCACUUUUUUUUUUCUUCUGUAUCCUUAAUUCUGCCUGAUUGACUAGUAUUUAUUGCAAGAGUUGUUGAAAUUAUCCACUGUCUCUUCCCUUACAUUUCUGGAUAUUUUGUCUUUUGUUUUGUUUUCUUCCCAAAGUCUAGGGUUGGAAUAAUGUUUGUAUAGUCCUCACAGCUGCCUAAGAUUUUUUUUUUUUUUUUGGGAGGGAGGGGGGGGUCGUCAGGUUGAUUUUUCAGGUUGAGAGACUAGUAAGGUAGUUCAUCAACCCUGCAAUAACUAUAUAUAAAUAUAUAUAUAUAUAUUAUCAACAAUCUGUUGUAAUGAUCAGUUGAGGCUCUUACGGAGUAGACAAUGUGAAAAAAUAUCGGUGAAAUGUUUUUAAACUGAUUAAAAAUGAAAAGAUGAAUCCUUUUACCUUAACAAUGUUGUGUAUUUUCAUACAAGCAGUGUAGUGCCUAAAUAUAUCGCAUUGGCUUCAGCAAUACAUGGCAAAAUUAUCUAUCAAAUCUCAUGGUAGCUGUUUGCUCAUAUCUAAUUUUUUUUCUGAUCUGUUUCCCCCUUAAUCCAAUUCAUUAUUUCGAAUACCAGCCCUCAAAGGAAAUCAGUUCAGCUCUGCCUUUUUUUUUUUUUUUUUGGACUCCAUUCUCUCUAUCUUGCUGAGUAAUACCCUUUUAAAAAUCUGAAGUAUGUAUGAAUAAUUUAUUGUUAGUUGAAAUUGGGAAGGUGUGCUAUUUAAUUCUUGCUUGGCGUAUCGAUGUAGACCUGCAGUGUGCGUUGCCUUGAGGUAGUAAAACAGAGUGGCCUAUGACGGAUUGCUUGCUUCUUCCAGUGAUAUCUGUAUGGUCUGACAAGUAUAUUACUACUCCUCAGAGAUCAAAAUAAAUGUUUAUACACACUGUGGCUUG